Messenger RNA from Larimichthys crocea (large yellow croaker), 5279 nucleotides. Its product is annotated as RNA-binding motif, single-stranded-interacting protein 3. Gene Ontology annotation, cellular component: ribonucleoprotein complex. Bases 1443 to 2723 code for a protein of 426 amino acids. The transcript has 14 exons. Lineage: Eukaryota; Metazoa; Chordata; Actinopteri; Sciaenidae. The record is from RefSeq and is a predicted model, not a curated record. Gene Ontology annotation, molecular function: RNA binding.
UCUAUAGUUCCAUGAAAAACACAGAGGGAGAGAGACACAGGCAGGGAGAGGAAGAACGAGAGAGAGGCAGGGGAGGAGCGUAGCUGCGCUGAAGCCGAGCCCCUCUAUGCCUCAGCACGCAGAGUGGAGCAGACGGCAACAGCCACACAAACACACUCCCCUCUCAGUUACAUGCACAGUCACACACAUACCACACGCACACAUCACCGCCGCCGCUGCCACCACCACCACCAGCACCACCACCACCACACACACAGUGACGGCUGCCAGGCGCAGUGGGAAGCAACCCGUCAGGGAGAAAGCUUGAGAAGAAAGAGAGGGAUUGCAGAGGGGAAGAGAAGAAAAGAGAAGAGAGUUGAAGGAGGCACCUUGUGGAUCCAAAGGGAUUUUCCUCUGUGUGAGUGCGCGUCUGGAUAAGGCUAUCUGCUUCUUCCUGAGAAAGAGGAGUUUUUACCGAGGCUUUUUCUCUUUUUUUUUUUGCUCAUCCUCCACGCCGGGCUCCAGCGAUAUCUACCUAUCUAUCCCCGGAGCUUAACAAAAGAGGGAGGGAGUGAGAAAAAAGGCAGUCACAGCUUCAGCUCCAGACCACCCUCUCUCCUCCUCCUCCUCCUCCUCCUCCUCCUUGUCCUCCUCCUCCUCCUCUCCUUCUCUUCCCUCUCCAGCUCCACAUCCAUUUGCGAGUUCAUCGCUGAUUCAACUGUCUUGCGAGGAAAGAGCAGAGGACAGCGUGUGUUCUCCAGGAUACAGCCGAGCCCCCCCCGGUGGCAUCAGGGUCUCGUCUGGUGUGAGAGAGAGGGAGGAAGAACAAGACAGGGAAACGGAUACACAGGAAGAGAGAAAGAGACGGAGAGAGAGAGACAAGAGUAAGAGACGCAGGAAAGCAAAUUGAGGGGCAUGUUCAGGGCAGCAGAGAAGAAAAAGAGUGAGUCUGGUUUUUAGAGCGGAGAGUGCAAGGAACCAGCAACCGGAUCCCAUCUAUUCCUCCCUCCUCCUCCUCCUCCUCAUCCUCUUCUUCUUCCCUCUCCUUUUAACCUCUCUGUCCUGCUCUUCAGUUCCUCCGAUUGUUUCCUCUAUUGCCUCCUUAUCUUUUCAUAUCUUCCUUUCCUCACCCUCCACCUCCUUCUCCCCCAACCACCCUUUUUGCCGGCACCCCGGAUUCUCCCCGUCUUCCUUUUCAGACGCACGGGAAGAAUGGUUUUGUGAGGUUCCCUGUGAGCUCCCAGACAAGUAGACAGACUAUAAUCCCAAAGUACUAUCUGCCUUUUCAAUCCAUCCCUUCCUCUGUGCGUUUAUCACACACACCUCACUAAGAGGAGAGCGUUCUCUCUCCGCAUCCUCCACUCUUGGAAACAGUCGAUCCAGGCCAGCCCCUCGGAGUGAACGUACCCCACCUGCGAGCUUCUAUCUCCAGCCUCCAGGACCUUCAUUUGGAUUCCAGCUACAUGGGAAAACGUUUGGAGCAGCAGCCAAUGUACCCCCACUACACCUACUACUACCCCCACUAUCUCCAGACCAAGUCCUAUGCUCCUCCCCCUCCGCCCAUGGCUCCGCCCAGCCCCGGCACCACAGGAGGAGGAGGUGGAGGAGGAGGAGGAGGAGGUCAUGGAGGAGGUCUAGCAGAGCAGCUUAGUAAGACCAACCUGUACAUCAGAGGCCUGCCACCAGCCACCACCGACCAGGACCUCAUCAAGCUCUGCCAGCCAUAUGGGAAAAUUGUGUCAACAAAGGCCAUCCUGGACAAGAACACCAAUCAAUGUAAAGGCUAUGGCUUUGUGGACUUUGACAGCCCUGCAGCAGCCCAGAAGGCUGUGGCCUCACUCAAAGCCAGUGGAGUCCAGGCACAGAUGGCGAAGCAACAGGAACAGGACCCCACAAACCUUUACAUCUCGAACUUGCCACUGUCCAUGGACGAGCAGGAGCUGGAGAACAUGUUGAAACCCUUCGGUCACGUCAUUUCCACACGGAUACUGAGGGAUGCCAAUGGCCUGAGCAGAGGAGUUGGGUUUGCAAGGAUGGAGUCAACAGAGAAGUGCGACGUGGUGAUUCAAAAUUUCAACGGGAAAUUCUUGAAAACCCCUCCAGGCAUGACAGCCCCUGCAGAGCCGUUGCUGUGCAAGUUUGCUGACGGAGGCCAGAAGAAGAGGCAGACGCAGGUCAAGUAUCCCCAGAAUGGUCGACCGUGGACACGGGAAGGAGAGAGUGGUAUGGCGCUGACGUAUGAUCCGACUGCGAUGCAGAACGGGUUCUACUCCUCACCAUACAGCAUCUCCACCAAUCGGAUGAUUGCACAGACGUCAAUCACCCCGUUCAUCGCUGCCUCUCCUGUCUCUACAUAUCAGGUCCAGAGCACAUCUUGGAUGCCACAUCAACAGUAUGUUAUGCAACCUACGGGUGCUGUGAUCACCCCAGCUGCGGCCAUAGAACCCAGUUUGUCUCUUCACCCCUCCAGUGUAAUGGCUCCUCUCACCCAGCAGAUGAACCACCUGUCUCUGGGCACCACAGGCACAUACAUGCCUGCUGCAGCCGCUGCUCCUAUGCAAGGAACCUACAUUCCCCAGUACACUGCAGUGCCUGCCUCUGCCAUCACAGUGGAAGGCGUGGUGACAGAUCCAUCUUCACAGACAGCCGCCCCCACCUCACAGGACGCCAGUGGGCAACAGCCUUUAUCAGUGGAGAAUACAGGAGAUCAUGCCACAGCCUACUCUUACCAGCAGUCUAAAUAACAAGAUUGGUAGGAAUCAUUGCUGCAUUGCCUUUAGAAGGACUGCAUUGAGGCAUUGGAGACACCGAGAGGAUCAAAAUGAAACGGGGACAAAAAAAAAAGAGGUGACACUGAGGGGAGAAUGCUUCCACUGUGCACAGGCACCAAAUAAAUGACAAAAUGAAGAAAAAAAAAAUCAAUUAUAUUUCUUACCUGGUUGAACCAAGAAAAAGGAAGAAAAAAGAAAUGAUGGUUUUCUGAACUUGAGGACAAUGAAAUCAAAAGCAGUCUGCAACUUUGAGUUUAUCAUUUCUCACUGUGAGACUGGACUUUGCCUCCAAAGGAAAAAGAGAAGACAGACUGAAAUCUAAACUCAACCAACAAGCUGUACAGAAAAAAAAGAACAUUUGAAUGUGCAGGUAGAUUUUCAGACUUUUUUUAUUAAAAAAAAGGAAGGAAGCAAAGUCUAGAAAAAAAAACUGAUUGUCUUCCUUUGAUAUUAAGCGACAUUAUUUUCAUUCUUUUUAUUAUUUGAGUAGUUUUCUAGAAUAUCAAUGUUUUCGUAAAUCUUUAUUGCCUUAAUUUUCUCAAAGUUGGGAAAAACGUUUCCAUAGUGUUGAAUUAUUAAAAAAAGAGAGUGGUUGAAUGAUUUGAGAGGUUCCUGGAGACUUCUCAGAGCCUCAGAGAUGAAAUCUACAAAGCUAUCUGUACAGGAUUAAAAAAAUAAGGUUGUAUUUGUAUGAUGAUCAUUUUAAAUUAUGUGGUGCAGUGCAGCUGAUGUUGGUCAAUAGGAAAAAAAAAACUUCUUUAAUGCGACUUGUGGGAUGGGUCAAUCCACUGCUUCCUGGUAAAUACAGUUCAUCAUGGGAUAAAAGUUCUGUUUCUCCAUCACAUUUGUAUUUUUUUGUUUUUACUUUUUUUUCUCCAUAUUUUGGGGAUUCAAUUGCAGUCUUUUUACCGUCAAAAAGUUGCUUUGCCUGCUUUGCUUGUCUCACUGCAAAAAAAGUUAAAAAAAAAGAAAAAAAGGAAAAUUUCUGACUUUGACAAAGAAGCAGAAAGAAAAGCUAGGAUUUUUAAAUGUGCAAAAAGCAAUAGUUUUAGUAAAACUGUUGACAGUUUCUUGAGUCUUUCUUAACUGUUGAACAAAAGCAGCCUACAGGUGGCAUAUUUUAUACCAAAGAUGAAGAAACUAGGUAGUGAAGAGAUCUUCCUUAUGUUGCUUUUUCUGUUAGACUUUUCUUGCUUCUCAUGCUGUUGUGUACGAUGAUUUUAUCGGUGACUGAGAACAUGCAGUCUGUAACACAACUGCCUCAACAAGAAGAAUGUGAUAUUUUGUUUGUCACAUGAUCAAAUAUUGCGAUAAUCUAAAACGGCGCUGUAACAUCUGUCGGGAGUCCAGAUGCCCUGUGGAAAGUGGAGGAGGUAGGUAUAUUAUUGGAAAUGAGUUGGUACAAUAGUGCUAAAGAGGCUGAAAAUGCAUUAUAUCCUGUGGAAUAUUAGUGUGUUUUUCUGUGUAUACAUCCUCUUCUGGUUGCAUUGACCAAUCUCAAAUCCCAAAUGCAGACAGUGAGAUACUGUCAGUCAGUACAACAGCUAGCCAAAAUUGAAUUAUUUUGAAAUGCAUAGUUUCAGUCCAUACAGCAAACUGUUUUACGCCGCUGUCUUGCCAAACACAAGCCAUUUAAAAUGUGAGCAGGCCGAUGAUCUCUGUUAGAAGAAUGGGCAUUUUCUGUUGAACGAAAUUACAGUUCAUGUAUAUUCUAAAAGGAUGAGGAGAGAUGUUUUGUUUUCCAUUUUCUUUUUGUGCUGCCUUUUUUUUGUCUUUUUUGAGAAUUUAUUGUGAUGUGUUAGCUGCUAAAUAUUUUUCAUUCUUGAGGAUUUAGGUUGUCUUGUUUUGGGGUGGGUGUGGAAGAGGUGCACCUCUAGAAUGACGGCAAUUGACCAUUUUAAUAAAGUUUAAUAAAGUGGAGUCUAAGUGAAAAAAGAGACAUGUUCCUGGUUACAGCCCCCCCUCCCAAAAAAAAACGGAAAAAAAAACAGAAAAACAUACAACUCUCUUCUUAGAAAAAUCUGAAAAAAAAAUCUGCAUUACAUGUAUUGAGUUUAAGAGCAUCAGAACAAACAGGAAAAGUAAAUUCUCUAUGGACUUUAACAGGCGCACACAUGCUUCGAGGUCACACCCUUGAAGCCCCACCUACCUGACCCUCCACCAAUGAAAGGAAGCUAAUGGAGAUGGCAGAACAGACAGACACAUAGAAAAAGCAUGGUUCAACCAAAAUCAAGCAGAUACAAACCUCUAUAGGAAAAUAAAUUAUUGAAAGAGGAGAGAAGGUAGAGAAAGCGAGAACAAAAGUAAUAUUUAUGAGAUCUUUUUUUGUACAGGUGUGUAAAAGAAGAUGCAACAGAAAUAACUUUGAUGAUGCUAUUUUUUUAUUUGCUUGGUCACAUGCCUCCCAUGUCUUUCAAAUUGUGAUUCUGAGAGUGUCUGUAGAAGUGGAUAUUGCUGUAGUUUCAAAUGUCUCUUUUCUUUUUGUUUUCUUUUUAGACAAAUCUUUCAAUAAAAAAAAUGUUUCAAACA